AGCAGAUCAAAAUUCAAAGAUUGACAAUGUUUUGACGUUUUAGUCCAAUUCAAAAUUAGAUCAUUUCAUUUUUGUGUUUGUCUUCGAUUGAAACAUGGAUUCGUGUCAACCGUGCGGCCCGCUGCCGACUAACCAUCAGUCAAGGUCCAACAUCAGUUGUCCUCCAUGUCCGUGUCCACCAUGUCCAUGCCCCCCUUGUCCCUGCACCCUUCCAGUGAUCGCCGACCAUCUGCCAAAAUAUCAGGUGAACCCAUGCGACCCAAACAGACCCUCUGGAGAGAAUCCUUGCUGCAAUGUUUGCGUUCCAGUCGUUCCUCCUUGUAAACCUGAGCCGGCGAAGAAACCGAAGAAGAAAUGUAAGUACAUCCAACCGCCAAGACCAAAGUCUUAUGCCCCUGCUAGGAGUUUCGUACCUCCCGAGAUGAAAAUGGAGGAUAACACUAUAUAUAGGAAGUCUUACAUUCCGGUGGAAACUGACAAACCGGACAAGAUUGUUCCGGAAAAUAACCUCUGUUUGGGUGAAGGCAAAAUAUCCGACAGUACAGUUAACAAGAUGUCUUACCAACCCCACAAAGUGAAGCCUGCUUGCCCCAUAUACCCCUGUGAGCACAAGCUGUUGGGUGAGGGUCCGAUGCAAGACAUCACAACCCAGAAGCAUGAUUAUGUUCCCAAACCAUACGUCAAACCCUCUGCUGUCAAACCCUUCACCAAUUUGUAUUCUUCUGACUGUCCUUUGAGUGAUAAAACUGUGAAUAGACUUUCAUACAUGCCGAUUGACCUGGAAAAAACCAAGGUCGUUCCGUUUCGCCCCACUAACGCCAUCAGUCCUGCCACGGGUAAAAUCAGUGACAAAACCGUGCAAAAGAUGUCGUACCAGCCCUGGAAACCCACGGAGCCGAUGGACAUGCCUUGGGCGCAGAGGCCUAAGUUCGUUCCGCCCAAGCUCAGGAUGGAUGAUCAUACUGUGCACAAAAUGAGUUACGGCCCUCCAGGUGAGUACGUGGAGUGUGCAGAUGAUGACCCUGAUUGCGUUGACUGUCCUGAAAUACCUUGUGAAGUGCCGAAGCCUUGUAGUGGUCCUGCGCAGUGUUGUAUGCCGUGCUGUUGUCCGAAAGCGUCCUGCUGAUUGUUGGAAUACUUCUGUGUCUAAAAAUUCCAGCAACAUGUAAACGUCAGGUUUUGUUCGAGUU
This is a messenger RNA of Leptinotarsa decemlineata (Colorado potato beetle), 1190 nucleotides long. RefSeq lists its product as uncharacterized. Gene Ontology annotation, cellular component: centriole; sperm flagellum; ciliary basal body. The record is from RefSeq and is a predicted model, not a curated record. Gene Ontology annotation, molecular function: microtubule binding. NCBI's taxonomy places the organism in Eukaryota, Metazoa, Arthropoda, Insecta, Coleoptera, Chrysomelidae.